Plasmodium gaboni is the source of this 1116-nucleotide messenger RNA. Its product is annotated as putative EMP1-like protein. The annotation marks the transcript as partial. NCBI's taxonomy places the organism in Eukaryota, Apicomplexa, Aconoidasida, Haemosporida, Plasmodiidae. The record is from RefSeq and is a predicted model, not a curated record. The transcript has a single exon.
AAAAAAAACCCGACUCGACCUACAGAUAUAUUUCGUGUGCUUGAUAUACCACAAAAUGAUUAUAGUAUACCUACCAAUAAAUCCACUAAUAGGUAUACCCCAUAUGCCAGUCGUCGUUAUAAAGGAAAAACAUAUAUAUAUGUGGAAAACCAAGAGAGUGACAAAUAUAUUAUGGAAUCCGACACGACCGAUGUUACCACCUCGUCGUCCGAAAGUGAAUAUGAAGAGAUGGAUAUUAACGAUAUAUAUGGGUAUAAAUCGCCUAAAUAUAAAACUUUAAUUGAAGUAAUACUAAAACCAACAAAACAACCAAGUGGUGAAACAAAUAUAGAUAAUAUAUUGGAUACUACCUAUAUACCUAGUGAUAUAUCAAGUGGUGACACACCAAAUAGUGUUACUAUACCACGUAUACCUAGUGAUAUACCCAACCAUAAAUUUACUGAGGAAGAAUGGAAUCAAUUAAAACAGGAUUUUAUUUUGAACAUGUUACAAACAGAACAAUACGAUGUAGUUGAAAAUAGUGGAAAUACUUUUAUGGACUCACAACCUAAUAUUUUAGACACUAAUCAUUAUGAAAAACCUUUUAUCACUCAAAUCCAAGAUCGAAAAUUACAUAGUGAUGAUAACGAAAUUAUAUAUAAUAUUGAUUGGAAUAUUCCCGAAAAUAUUUAUAGGACUACUAAUAUCAUGGAUGAUCCAAAAUACAAUAGUUUAUAUAGUGGUAUUGAUCUAAUUAACGAUUCAUUAAAUAAUGAUCAACAUAUUGAUAUAUAUGAUGAGUUGUUAAAAAGAAAAGAAAACGAAUUAUAUGGAACAAAACAUCCAAAAAAUAGUACUUUUAAUCCUGUCGCUACACAAACAUAUACUGAUCCGAUAAUGAACCAACUAAAUCUAUUUCAUGAAUGGUUAGAUAGACAUAGAUAUAUGUGCGAAAAAUGGAAUAAUAAAGAGGAAAUGUUAAGUAAAUUGUAUGAUGAAUGGAAUAAAGAAAAUAACAUUCAUUGGUCAAAGGAUAUUUAUGAUGAAAAUAAGCACAAAGUGCUUCUAAUUCACGAGGAAUAUAAUUUAAAUAAUACAAAAACUAAUGAAUAUAAUAAUAAUAAUAAUAUCGCUUGA